AUGUCUGACGCUCACACGCAAGCUCAAACGCUGGACGAAAGCCUUGUCGCAACGAUCUCUAGUAUAUUUACCUCUGCUGGUGUUCCGAACAUCCUUUGGGGCAACUAUUUACUGACUGUAUAUGGCGUUCCCACUAUUGUUGACGGUGUGGCAUUUGUUGUACCCGACGAAUCGACGAAGAUUGCCCUGACCUCGAUUCGGAAAGCUGGUUUUGCCGCUUGUCCACAAGGCCUAUGUUGCCCUGUUUUAGAUGGAUGUCGGGGAAACCUCCCCUUUGAACAUUUGCACAUUGAUGACGAACUUGUAAUCUCAGUAUACCGGAAGUCCGAUGUGCUGUGGGAACUAUCUUUUUCCGAAGGGAGCCUCGACAUUUUGAAUGCAUCAGACAAACGGCUUCCAUCAGCGGUACCCGGCCGUGGCCGAGGACGCUUCCCACCUGAAUUUGGCUCUGUACAGAUUCCUCACCCUGUUCGAUACUGUGAGGCUGUAAUCAUGUUGCUCUGUCGAGAUAAUGGCACCAGAUCUGCAAAUUACUGGAUGGCAAUUCUGACAUAUAUUCUGGAAUAUGUGGACGAAACAGUUUUGUUUGAUGAGAACAGCCUGGGCGAAGCCUAUAAAUUAUUCUAUCGUGCACUCAAAGAAGGAGAUUUCUCAAGGAUGUAUCUCCUUCUAGAUGAUCUCCGCAGUGAAUUGACUGUAGAGCGCCUUCAGGUGCACAGAAUCGAGAAUUACUAA
Molecule: messenger RNA, 735 nt
Organism: Penicillium taxi
Lineage: Eukaryota; Fungi; Ascomycota; Eurotiomycetes; Eurotiales; Aspergillaceae
Exons: 2
Coding region: 1-735 (244 amino acids)
Source: RefSeq, a predicted model, not a curated record